CUACGUGACAUUGGCGGAAUCAACCGUGCUCACAAAUAAAAACCAUUAAAUUUAUCAAUUAAUAAAUCAAUCAUUCUAUUGGAUGUUUAGAAGCUGUUUUUGUUUUUUCUCAUAUAGUUAAAUUUAAUUCCUCUCGAUAAAAUGUUAGAAAACGUAAAACAAGUAAUAUUAGUACUGUCUGGGAAAGGAGGCGUAGGAAAAUCAACAGUCAGCACACAGUUAGCUUUAACUCUUAAAGAAAAAGGCUUUAAGGUUGGACUACUUGAUAUCGACUUAUGCGGUCCAAGCGUUCCUUAUCUUUUAAAUUUGGAAAAUCAAAAUAUUCAUCAAGGUCCUGAGGGUUGGGUUCCGGUGUAUUUAGACAAUGAACAAAAAUUAGGUGUUAUGUCCAUCGGCUUUCUUUUAAAAUCACGAAAUGACGCUGUUGUGUGGAGGGGGCCUAAAAAGACAUCUAUGAUUAAACAAUUUUUGGAAGACGUUUAUUGGCAAGAUUUGGAUUAUCUCAUAAUUGAUACUCCUCCAGGAACAUCAGAUGAACAUAUUACAGUAAUGGAAAACCUACGGCAGGUUCCCCAAUGUUCAGCAAUACUUGUAACAACACCCCAAGAAGUUGCUAUUGAGGAUGUUCGUAAAGAAAUAACAUUUUGCAGAAAAACUGGCAUACCUAUAAUGGGCAUUAUUGAAAAUAUGAGUGGAUACGAAUGUCCAAAAUGCAGUGAAUGCACGAACAUAUUUUCAACUGGUGGAGGGAAAUCCCUAGCAGAAAUAUCAAAGAUACAGUAUCUAGGGAGUAUACCUAUAGAUCCUAGAAUUGGAGCAUUGGCCGGUAAAGGUGUUUCAGCUAUUAAGGAGCUACCAGAAUGCACAACAAGCAAGGUUUUUAAUGAAUUAGCAAAUAAGUUAUCUGAAUCGACAACAAAUGCUUUAUAGUGUCAAUUCUAAGACAACUGUAUACUGAUUAUUUACUAAAUAAUUAUGAUGUUAAAAAUUGUUUCGUAUUAUACUGUUGUAUAUUCUUAAUGAAGAUUGAAAUAAAAUCUAUGAUUGUAUAUAUUGUAUAAAAAUAAAGACAGAAGUACAAAAUCA
Melitaea cinxia (Glanville fritillary) is the source of this 1086-nucleotide messenger RNA. It is a transcript of the gene Nubp2, whose product is annotated as cytosolic Fe-S cluster assembly factor NUBP2 homolog. The record is from RefSeq and is a predicted model, not a curated record. The coding region runs from base 142 to 930 and encodes 262 amino acids. Gene Ontology annotation, molecular function: ATP-dependent FeS chaperone activity; ATP binding; 4 iron, 4 sulfur cluster binding. The transcript is spliced from 4 exons. Lineage: Eukaryota; Metazoa; Arthropoda; Insecta; Lepidoptera; Nymphalidae. Gene Ontology annotation, biological process: iron-sulfur cluster assembly. Gene Ontology annotation, cellular component: cytosol.